This is a messenger RNA of Tigriopus californicus, 1629 nucleotides long. RefSeq lists its product as uncharacterized. The record is from RefSeq and is a predicted model, not a curated record. The transcript has 2 exons. NCBI's taxonomy places the organism in Eukaryota, Metazoa, Arthropoda, Copepoda, Harpacticoida, Harpacticidae. The coding region runs from base 275 to 1615 and encodes 446 amino acids.
UUGCCACGAGAUCAACUUGGCCUGGGUGAUUAGCUUGUGAUGCUUGACAAAAGUGGCAUCAGUCUUACGAAAUGAUCUGUGGUUAGAUGCGAGACCGUUCUCAAGCCCGAGCAUUCUGUGUGCAUUCAUUCGAUUGUUGUGAAAGUGAACACAAACAUUUUCUUCGGGCCUAACUCCUAUCGUACGCUUUUUUCACCUUGUCAGUGAGUGUUUCAACAUCCUAGGAGUGACUUGUGUUCUCAUCCCCCAGCUAUGUGCGAUUCUGACCGUUGAUAUGCCGAUUCCAAUUGGCAUUAUGACUGAUUCCUGGUCGGGGUGGACAUGGAAUGCUAAUUUACUACCAGAGCACGUUCAUCUCGUCAAGCGAAGUGAUCAACUUGAGGUCCUCUCAACGACUGAGAGUGAACUGCUCAAUUUUGGACCGGUUUUUGAUGUGCCUGGGCCUCCUUAUAAGGACGAAAUCCCGCCUCCUGGAACUUUGUUACAAGGUUUGGAACACUCUUGGAAACCCGAGGAGAUCAUCACGAGUUUGACUCAAAUCGAAGCAUCAAACACGCCAACGGCAUUGCCUUAUCAGCUACAAGAGUCAGAUAGCUCUCGUGCACUACUCGAUCAUGAGAUCUUCAGUGAUAUUCGAGGUGAAUCUGAGAAACCAACAAAACCAAGACAAAGACGAAGACGGAGACGAAAACGAAGGAGACGGAGGAAGAAGAACAAUCAAUAUCAACUAAGACGACGGAAUCAAAACAGAAGACAUAGUCAUGGUUCCUACCAUGGAGGCCCAUGGCGUCGAAACCAAUCAAAUGAGCGACUCAGAUUGGCCGUGGUUAGUUUCCUCACCAAAGUCAGAGAAUUCCAUGAUUCGAUUGGAAACGCCAUAUCCAGGAGUGCUCAAGAUCCAGCCUCGGAUCGGGUGGCGGCGGUGGUGAAUUCGCUUACCAAUCAAUUGGGCUUGACGAGUGCGGAUGAUCAUCAGAACCAAGACCCGUAUCUUGCCCAUCAAAACCAACUCAACAACAUGAUGAUGAUGAUGGAAAAUGAUGGGCAAGUCAAUGGAGACGGUGCUAAUGACGGAUUUUUUGGGUUAGAGUUCCUAUCACCAGUGACAGAUAUCCUGGCCCCAUUGCAAGGGGAUCAGUCCUUAUCUCGACAGGAUUUCAUCCUUGAGCUGACCUCAUGGUUUAGACGCUCAGUUUGGUUCAUACUCUACACCGGUGCUUACACAGUGUCUCCAGCUCUUGUCCUUUUAGCUGUAAGUAUUCCUUUUUUUUUACUACAGACACCUCUUUGGCAACACAUCCUGUCCUCUAUUGCCUUUCAGGUCCUAUUUUCCUUGUUGUUUGAAUUGGUAAUCAACUUCAGUGAUGUGAAAAUGACAUUGUCAGACUUCAUGGCAGAGACCAUGGCCAAGUUAGCCAACUUCCGGAAACAGAUGAGAGACGACGAGUUUCCCUUUGAUGAGGACAACUUUAACAAAUACAAAGUCAAACCUGCAUCUCUACCUUAUUUCCCAAAUAAAAGAGUCCUAAAUCUGAGGGUUCCUCAGGUCUCAUUGGAUUUGCUGCCAUAUGCCAAUCGAAAACCAUUUUCAAAUCGAGUUAUAUUUGUGAAUUAAUAAAUGUCUGACAA